UUUAAAAUGCAGUUUGCAGGUGUUUAAUUUGUUUAACAGGAUCACUCACAAAACACACACAGUAAGAUGAACCAUGUACAGUUUGUUGUGUGUCCCAGCAACAGUAUAUCAUAGUACAAGUCAAUUAUCGCUCAGUAAUUAUUGAGCCAAUUCCACUUAUUUCAACACCAUUAACAUGUCUUUGAGAUGUUCUUUUGCACAUUUUGAGUCAGUUGCACUUUACAUGUUGAACAUUUGUGCACAGGAAUAAACUAAAAUGACUCUAUAUAUCUCAGAUUAUGCAAAACCAAACCAAAAUAAUGUUUUCUUCUGGCACAUUUCCCAAAGUUAACCCCCCAGUUGCUGUAAUGGAUAUCAGCUCUGACUCCCCUGAUGUUAGAUGUCAUCUGCUCAUCAACUGCAAAACAGUGUGAUUUCUAUCCCACUGUGGUUUUAAGUAGCAACACAAUCUACUCAGUCUGUUUUGACUGGCUGAUUAGAAACACAUUUCCCAUCCAAUAUCAACCAAACACUAAAAAGCAGGAUGUGGAUUGUGGAGUAGUGUUAGUGGAAAGUGUGAAACUUCGCUCUCAGCCAUCUGAGUACACAGACUGAGCCUCUUUCAUAACACAGCUCCUCUACCCUCACCAACUUCUGGAACCUGGAGUUCAGUCAUGAAUUUGGACCCCAUCCCUCUGUGUAGUCUGCAUGGGUGGAGACAGGAAGAGGCAGAGGAUGGUCCAUCAGACGUCACCACCACUUCCCAUCUCUCCUGUUAGACCUCUCCUUCUCCUCAGUCAGGAUUGAUGGUGAGUGGGGAUGGACAGGAGUCACUGCAUUGUGCAAUAGGAGCCGUGCGCACUGAAUGAAAACCUAUAGAUCGCAUACUGGGAGGAAUUUCUGGCUUCAAGGCGUCGUUGGAUUUGCAAACAACUUCAGAGCGCAUUCUUUGCAUUUUGCGCUUCUGCCUUUUGGUUUUGCGCCUCCUUGGAUGUUGCGCCACGCUGCACGGCGUCUGCCAGCUGGCACAAGUGAUAUCGUACAGUUUACAGUGCGCAGGCAAUAACACACGGAUCCGCACCAUUUUCCAGUGGCAGGAACUCGAGCUGAUGAGCGCGCCCCACCUUUUCCUCUCCAACUAUUGAGCGUCUCCAACAUGCUGUUAAUCGCGUUUGCCAGAUGAUACCUGUUGAUUUUUCGUCGCGCCAUGUCCUUCUGUCGGACUGAAGUGGACAAUGAAGUUAUGGGAUAGCCUGACCACUUGUUUGAUACUGCUGAGCGCCGUGCACGCCAGCCGGCUGCUCCGGAGCCGAACGCAGUCCACGUCCGCCAAGAGGAGAGGGCGCGCCGCCGAGACUCCCCUGGAGCUCCCGCCGGUUCAGAUCCGCCUGUCUGUCACUUCCCCGGGCAUCAGCCGCGCUGAGGGGGAUACAGCGGACUGGGAAGAGACGCUGGCUGGAGGAGAAAAAUACACCAUGGAGGAGCCCGCUCCAAAUGAGUUUGAAGACGUGGUGGACUUCAUCAAAGUGACCAUCGGCAGAAUACGUCGCUCCUCCUCAUCCACCGUGUCCACAUCUACCUCGUCCUACACCACCUCCUCCCCCUCCAAAGAAGACUUGAGCAGCAGAACUCGAAACAGAAGGGAGAGGAAGAAGGGGGCGAGCCAGCAGAGUGGAGGAGGAAGAGCAAGAGGAGGGGAGACGGGGAGGAAGGUCAGAGGAGGAAGAGGUAAUGGACGAGGACAGGGCUGCGUGCUCAAACAGAUUCAACUCAAUGUGACGGACCUCGGUUUGGGCUACCGCUCCAGCGAGGAGAUGAUAUUCAGGUACUGCUCUGGACCCUGCAGGAAGUCUGAGACCAACUAUGACAAAAUCCUUUACAACCUGGCUCACAACAGGAAGCUUCCUCACAAAGAUACGCCCCCUCAGGCUUGCUGUCGGCCAAUAGCGUUUGACGAUGAUCUCUCGUUUCUGGAUGACAACCUCGUCUACCAUACCGUGAGGAAGCACUCCGCCAGGAAGUGUGGUUGUGUGUAGGGAGUGCGAGCUGGUGUCAGGAUUUAUGUAGUUUUACGUUGACUCCCACUUUGAAGAAUUAUGAGUGUUUGGUUUUUUUUCGAUCUUACUCACUGUGAGGAAACUUUCAGGCAUCGUGUGGCCGUUUAUGACAUGAGUUCAACAGUAACAUGGCGACGAGGUGGCGUCACAGCAGUUUUUAGAAAUGAUCCUCUCCUCCUUCAUGGCUCAAUCACAUCCAAUUUCCUUUACAGUUUACACCUGACGUCGUUAAUGUGUUCAGUGUGAGUUUAAACGUUUCCCUGGAUACUCAACAUGAAGGACUGAAAUCAAUCAGACACAACAGAUGGUUCAGCAGACUCACUCUGUCUACUGUAUAGCACACAUGUUACACGGAAAAAGUUAAACGCAUAUGAAAUGUAUUUAUGAAAUCUUGAAUUUAUUAACUUAUUGAUAUUUAUUUUGUUUUUAUAAAAGGAAUACAUGUUAUUUAUUACUGUAAUGUGAUAUCUCAGAGUGUGCCAAAGGUUUUAAUCGAAGAGGUUUAUGAUUUAUUUCCACAUAAAUGCAGUAAAAGGCUGAGUGGUUUAAACUGUGAAAUGAUCUUUUAUAGGUGCCCUGUGGAGGAAACAAACAAAAGUCUCAUGUGCAUUCAGUGAUUCUCCCCAAAAAAGACAUUUUGUGUAUCCUAUAGUUCGAACAAAAGAGUUUAAUAUGUUUUCUUCCACAUAAAACAUUUGCCAAGCUGAUUUUUAAAAAGAAUAUUUUUAAAUCAUGCAUUGUUUACAUACAUGUUCAUUAGCCUGCAAUCUUCUUCUUUGCCUUUACUUUUGUAUCACUCAGCUUCUUUGCUCUACAGCACUACUAGUGUUCAAAAACUCCACAGGACACCUUUAAAGGCUUUUCGUUCACAGUAAAUCCACCUCAGUAUCUUAACGUUUACAAUGUUCCACUAUUUUAGUAUCAUUUGAUGGCAUUGUUUCCUGUUUUGGUUUUUAAUUAAUGAAGUGAGAAAAUAUCAAAACCUUUCAUUGUCAUAUUCAGAAGAGUCGUUGUUCAUUCACUGCUAAUGUCACGUCCUCCUCUCAGAUGAAUUGCUGUGUUAGUGAAAUAAGACUUCCUCACUUAAGAAACAUAACUACAGCUUUAUUUUUU
This is a messenger RNA of Epinephelus fuscoguttatus (brown-marbled grouper), 3149 nucleotides long. RefSeq names its product glial cell derived neurotrophic factor b (gene gdnfb). The record is from RefSeq and is a predicted model, not a curated record. Lineage: Eukaryota; Metazoa; Chordata; Actinopteri; Perciformes; Serranidae. Gene Ontology annotation, biological process: peripheral nervous system development; positive regulation of branching involved in ureteric bud morphogenesis; negative regulation of neuron apoptotic process. The transcript has 2 exons. Gene Ontology annotation, molecular function: receptor tyrosine kinase binding; growth factor activity; glial cell-derived neurotrophic factor receptor binding. Bases 1215 to 2015 code for a protein of 266 amino acids.